AUGUUGACUGAUAUGAUUGUUGCACAAACUGUAUACGCGUUGAAAUCUUGUUCAAUACAAAACAAUGAACAUUUACGAUCCAGUCCUGCAUGUCUUGUCGUAUCAACAAUUAUUCGACGAAUGCCGGUAGAAAGUUCAUCUAUUUAUCAAGUGUAUCGUCUAACACCGUUACCAGUAUUCUUUAAAGGAGAAAAAUAUGUCUAUUCUGAUUUGCCGGUGAUUGUUGGUUUUAAUAAUAUUAAUAAAAAAGUUAUACUAUGGAACGAUGACAACUUGUUGAACACUUGUGCUUUCUCUAAAAUCGUUCAAUGUCAUAAUUAUCCUGUUAGCAUUCCAUUAUCUACUUUACCAUGUCUCAACGAGUUAUUUGAUAACAGACCCUUAUCUAUGAGCACGUGUCAAGUGAGAAGAUCAAACAAUGUCCAGCCCAAUAUUCUGAAUAUCAAGAACAACAUAUGGUUUGCCUAUCCUAGCAGCGAGCCUUUUGAAUGUGAAUCACAAUCAUUAUCAAGUCCAAUGUCUGAUAUUAUAUCAAUUAAUGAACCAAUGAUUGUAACAUUACCAUGUGAUAGACCAGUACAAUGCUCAAACAUCCUAUUACCGUCAACUGCAUGUGUUAAUACUACUGUUACACUAACUGGCAAAAUCAAUAAUACUUUAAAUUAA
This is a messenger RNA of Rotaria sp. Silwood2, 666 nucleotides long. The record is from the annotation of a GenBank genome assembly. Lineage: Eukaryota; Metazoa; Rotifera; Eurotatoria; Philodinida; Philodinidae.